Trichobilharzia szidati is the source of this 4982-nucleotide messenger RNA. NCBI's taxonomy places the organism in Eukaryota, Metazoa, Platyhelminthes, Trematoda, Strigeidida, Schistosomatidae. The record is from the annotation of a GenBank genome assembly.
AUGUGGGGUUUUAAGUAUACCCAAUGGACGUGUUGCGAUUUAUUUUUUAACUUUAUUUUACUCUUCUUUGUAAGUGAUCUAUACAAUGCGGACGUGUGUGCUGACUGCAAUGCGCCAUCUCCACAAUGGGCAUCUGUCAACCGGGGUGUUUUAUUAUGUGAUGAAUGUAGUUCUAUUCAUAGACAGCUAGGAAGACAUAUAAGCCAGAUUAAGCAUCUUAAAAAGUCACGUUGGAGACCAUCACAACUUUCAAUGGUCCGUUAUCUUGCAUCCGCCGGAGCUAACGGUUAUUGGGAGCACAUUCUAUAUGAACCGAUGCUCAGUGGUCCCAACGCAGAUCAUCAUCGAUUAAGCAAAUCAUUUCAACCACAUAAAAAGCCAUUACCAUCUGAUCCAGUACAUCCAACAAAAGCUGACUUUAUACGAGAAAAAUAUUUAUUUCUGGGAUUUUUUAAGAAACCACGAAAUAUUAAUCAAGAUGAUUUAAAUCAGCAACUUCACGCUAGUGUCCGAACCGGAGUUUUAGAAACAAGCUUAUACUUACUUGCAUUGGGCGCAAAUCCUAAUUUUCUUCAUCCAACCAAAGGCACAGCACCGAUUCAUGUAGCCUGUCAAUAUGGUCAAAUUGGUCAAGUGGAGUUGUUAUUAGCCUACGGAGCAGAUGUGUGUAUUCGUGACUCAUCUGGAAAAACUGUGAUAGAUUUAGCUUUGGACAAAGCAUUAGCAUUGAAUGAAUCAAUGAGUUCAAAGAAUGAAAUUAAACUAAUGCGACGUGAAGAAAAAUUACAAUUAGCAUGGUCUUCUAUGGUUGAUCUUCUUGUUUCAGCUUAUUAUGAUUUAACAGAUAGUUUAGCCUAUUUUUUAACACGUCAUAUUCCAGAUCACAGAGCUGCUUUCUUUGGAAUACACAGAAAUAAUCCCACAACGAAAUCAAUCAAUUUGCAUUCUAAUAUCCCUGGGCCUACUACCACCACUACUAAUGGACAGGAAAACGAUCAAGACGACUGGAUUGUUGAAGCAAGAGGAAGAUUGAGUAAAUUAUCUAACUUGGCUUUUAGUGAUUUAUGCAUUGAUGUAUACGAUGAAGCAGAUCGCCGUCUGACAAAUUCAUUCCUUGAAAAUAUUGAUACAUUUAAAGGUUCAAAGCAUUCACACAAUUAUUCAGUGUUCAAUGGUUGUCAUAGUGAUAAAAGCGUGUUACACAAUGGUGGUAGUAGUAGUAGUAAUAAUGCCAAAGAAUCCACAUCUGUGCCAAUACCACCUCCACAUAGAGUAACAACGCUACAUCAAACGACUAAUUCAGCUAGUGUUAAUUUAACUUUAUUUUUUCUACCUCCUAAUACAAAUUAUUCAUCUGUACGUAAUCAAGCACGUCAAAAAUUAGGUCGUUUAUCUACAAUUGAAUUUCAUACAUUAACACUUGAUGUUCUAACAGAAGCAUCAAUACGCCUGCUCCCUUUAUUUUUACCAUUGAGUCAUGUAAAUACUAUGGAAAUGUCGUUGAAUGAAAUGAGAAAGUUGGAAAGACCACGUCAUUCUUAUAUAGACUAUAAUAACUCUGCUGAAUAUUAUCAUCAAUCACAUACAGUAGUAAAUGAUUACAUUGGCUCUCAUCGGAAUGUACCUUUACCAUCGAUACCAUCAUCAAAGACAACAGAUCCUGAUCUGAUUGACGACAGUGAACAACAUCUGCAUAGUACGAACAGUAGUAGUAGUCAUGAAAGUUUAUGUGAUAAUGAAGCAGAUAAAAAGUCAAAUAAUAAUAAUGAUCACUUCGACAUUUCCCCUAUAGAGCCAGAAGAUUUAUCAGAACAAGAGAAUUCACAGAUAUUGACACCAUCGUCACCUUCCGUUGAGAAAACAAAGAAAGCCUUGACAAAGAAAACAACCCGUCUAGGUCGUUCUCGGGAUGAUCCUGUUUAUGAUCAGGUAGCUGGUGAAGUGGACAUCAAUGAUGCUGCUAACAACUGUUUAAACACCACUCAGACAAUCGUAUCGUCUUCCUCCCCUGCUGUUUCUCUUUCAUCUACAGAUCAAACAGCACUUUCUGUGAAUGUACAAACAACAAAUAUGAAUUGUGAAGAUAAUGGUCGUCAAAAUCUAACAGAGACUUUACUAAUUGAUAAUAGUAAUAGUUCAUUAGCUUCUCCAAUAUCACCUAUUGAUGGAAAAGAAUCAAGUAGAACUCGACAACAACAUAAAGGUGUUGAUGGUGAUGGCGUUGACGAUGAUGAAUCUGAUUCCACAGGUCCAAUGCCUCCGAUAACAAGUCGUCCAGGCCCUGUACCUGGUUCACGUCGUUUACAUUUAUCGCAUACUGGUCGUAUAGUUCAACAUAGAGCUAGUGUACCUACAACCAAUAGUUGUAUUACUACAACUGCUUCUACUAUGAGUGAUACUAGUAAUAAUUCUGUUUCUGUGGCAGAUUCAACAGUUAAUCUCGUGAAAUCAUCUGAACAAACGAAGAAUACUACACUGCAUUCACUAAUAAACGUUUAUAAUACAGAAAAUACUAAUGGUGUUGCACAAAAUCAUCUAAAUGCACAUCAUCUUCAUCAUCAUCCGGAACCAUGUUGUAUAGCUGCACGUAAUGAAGUGGAACGUUUACGUAAGGAGAAUACUGAACUAAAAACUCAGUUAUCUGAUCUACAAAGUAGUAAAAAUGUUGUAGAACAACGUUUAGAAGACUUAGAGGGACGUAUGAUCCAGUUGGAUUCUGUUGUUCAAGCAUUAAAAGAGGAGAAAUCCGCCUUACUAGCAGCUUUCUCAGCCGGGAUGGUUAUGGUGCAUAAUCCAUUGAAAAGUGGUCAUUCUAAAAAUCAACCGGUCAGUUCAACCUCAACGACAACAGCCUCAACAGCGAUAACAGCAGCAACAACAACAACAGCGGCGGCAUCAACUAACUCUCCUCAUCUGAAAGCUACUAAAAGUACUAGUUCAAUCGCAUGCGAUAAAGACCAUCCUGCAUCUCAUUCUUGGGAUUAUGAAAAAGAAGAGGAGGAUGAAGAUGAAAGUAUAGGCGAAGAUAUUAAUGAGGUGAUAAGGAAACGUAAACAUGAUCAAGAAAUUAGUGAAGCAGACAUUGAACAGUACAAAGAUGAUGAUUCCGAGUAUGAUAUGGAAAGAGUUGGUGGUGAUAAGUCUAUAAGUGAAGGAAAUUAUGCCGUCGGCUCACAGUGUUUAGAUUCCGGUGUACUACUUAGGCAAGGGAUUAUUUUACGUGGGAGUCGAGGUGAAUCACCGGCAUCAGUUAGCGGUUUAACGCAUCAAUCUGGUUUUGGUCAUUCCCAUGCUCCUAUGCCUCAGCCAACUGUAACUCCAUCAUUUCGUAAUUCUGUACAGAAUACUAAGUUAACUGAUAAUAAUGAAUGUGGACAAAGACAAUCGUCUGUAUUUACUUCAACCAAUCAGGUUGUGGUUUCUUCAACAUCACAGAAUUUACCAGCUUAUAUUAAUGCACCGAAUCUUGUUCAACAUUCUGCAUCAAAAACCAAAGCAGCGUUGGUAUCGAAUGCUACAGUAACUUUUGCUGAAGCCUCACAUACUGAUUUACCAGAUGAUUAUACAGCACCUAAUGCUACUGGUUCCCCUUCACCUGCACCAAUACCUAUCAGUCAAAGUUUAACACCUGCAUCAAGUAGUCAUCGUAUUAUAACAUCUGGUGUAAAUGUUAAUAUUCCUGGAGGUCAUCACCAUCAUCAUCCUGGAAAAUCUUCAUUUCUACCAAACUCACGUUUAAAUAAACCUACAUUGAUCGAAGGCAGAAAACAGCUGCAUCAUACUGAAGUCUUAGUAUCAAUGAGUAAAUCAUCUCCUGAUUAUGAUAAUGCUUCUCGUUCAUCAUCAUCGUCGACAACAACAACACAUUCUUCGAAUGAAUCAUCAUUUCAUCCAAGUGGUAAACCAUUGCCUGGAAAACACAAUGUACCCACUGGUAUUGGAAGUGGUGAUCAAGUUUGGAAAGCUCCCAGUUCUGAACGUGUUGUCCGGUGUGUUGAAACAAUCAUUAUGCGUAUUCGUAAUCUGGUAGAGUUUGCCAACGGUGAUCGUCGUGGUAAUACUGCACAUUGUUCACGUUUAAUUCAAUCAGCUAUUCAAGAUUUACUGAAUUUAUUCCCUCCACAUGAACUUCGACCUGUUGAAGUAGAAAGUGCUUUGAAUGAUUUAGCCUCAGAAUCACAAAAUUUACGAAAACACUGUGAACAGCUCUCUUCUGCAUCUGAUGGUCCUGAUAGAUUUGAGAUAAUGACUUCAACGCAAACAUCCAAGACUACUGUUCAUAAUAGUAAUACUGGUAGCAAUAAUAAUUCUCGACCAGUUCCAACAGAAAUCACAGUGCUAAUCCGUCAUGCUCAUCAUAUUGCCAGAGCUGCCAAAGAUUUACUAUCACUUUUUCAACGAAUUGAUCAGUAAGAAAAAAAAGUUGUGAAUUUUCAUCCUCACUGGCUGUUUCUUUUUUGCUGUUGUUGUUGUUGUUGUUGUGUCUUAUAUGUGCAUUAAUUAGUUCAACUUUUUGUUUUAUUCAAUCAAAACUAAGUGAAUCAGAAUUAGGCGGACAUUUUAAAAAGUAAAAGCGCUCCACAGUAAUUUGCAGCCAUAUUAUGUCUAGUCAAAGUGUGUGUACACAAAAUAUAUAUAUAUGAAAUAUUGUAAUACAGUUUAACUUUUAUCUUCCUUUCAUCUUUUUUUUAAGCAAAAAUAAGCUUUCACUUUUAUUUGUUUGUUUGUUUAUAUGUAUACGAUUUUGUUGACUUCACUAUAAUUAAUUUGUUUUCUCUUUUUUCUUUAAUUUAUUUUAUGAUUAUUAUUAUUAUUUAAAAGAGAAAUCUUUAUUUAUUUUAUGAGCCACUGUGUUUUUUUUAAACUUGAUUUUAAUUUGUCUCUUUUUUUCUGGUGUAUUUUUCUCUUGUAUAUUUAUUAUUAAGGACCAUGUUGCUUUAGUUGUUAAAUAAUCAGCGGGGGCCGGGAAGGGGUGGUUGGAA